Helobdella robusta is the source of this 1167-nucleotide messenger RNA. RefSeq lists its product as hypothetical. Lineage: Eukaryota; Metazoa; Annelida; Clitellata; Rhynchobdellida; Glossiphoniidae. Gene Ontology annotation, molecular function: double-stranded RNA binding; zinc ion binding; single-stranded RNA binding. The record is from RefSeq and is a predicted model, not a curated record. Bases 1 to 1167 code for a protein of 388 amino acids. Gene Ontology annotation, cellular component: precatalytic spliceosome. The transcript is spliced from 7 exons.
AUGGCGUUUCGGCCUCGUAACAAUGCAUACAAUACUUAUGGCCCUUCCAGGACACCACGACCCCCUCCCGUUUUUAGGCCAGUUGUUAAUAACGUUGUCAACAAUGCACCUGCUUUUUGUUCCCAACAGAUUCCAGGAAAUUCUUACAGCAGAAACUCAAUUAGACAAGGCGUUCCACUGUCAGGACAGUCAUUUCCUAAUGGUCCAAACCAGACUGCUACCUCUAGUAACCGAAACAUGAAUAUCAUUUACAGUCCAUCAAAUAAUAAUGUUCUUGGCGUUUCAUCAAUGGAAUCAAAAGACAAGUUUUCUGACAAGUCAAGGUUAUGCAAUGAAGAAGCAGCUACAAGUAGGCCAUCAAUUUUAAAAAGGCCAUAUGAAAGUGAGCCUGCAGAUGUUCAAAGAACUAGUGUGCAAUCCUCCUUAAUUGCACCCUCAGUGUUGAGGACUAAUAGCAACAGACCUGGGGAUGAAAGAUCUGAUUCAAAUAGCAAGACAUCUCUUGUUCCAAGAAUGAACACUGUGAAACCUACCAAAGUACCUCUACCUAUAAGGAGCUCCAAGAAAGUUGAAGACGAUGAAGAAGAUGAUGAAGAUGAUACAUGCAAUGAGUCUCAGUGUAAAUUGUGCAAUGUCACAUUUGAAUCUGGAAAUGCCUACCACGUCCAUAUCAGAUUAACCUCUCACCUGCAAAAGAGCAUGUUGUACAAAGAGAAGAGGUUGUCAUCAUCCUGUGUGCAGAAUGUAACAUUGAAUGAGUUGCAUUGCAACAUAUGCAAUUUCACUUUCUCCAGCAAACAGGUGUUUAAUUGUCAUCUUCAUGGAUUGGCCCACCAGGCAGGAUUAAAACAAAUCAAAGAUGCACAUGACAAACAAAUUAAAGAGAAAGAGAAGCUGGAGUUGAUAAAUAAACUGAAGCAGGAAGCCAAACUGACGAGAAACAGGCAGCAUGUUGAGGCUCUGGAGUAUCUUGAGGCUAAUAAUCUCAUUGAAGAGGACAUGGUUUUUGGCAAUGAUAUUUUCUGCAAGGUGUGCGAAGUUAAAUGUUCUGGAUUCAUUUCAUAUAAAAAUCAUUUGGAUGGUGUGAAGCACAAAAAGAAAUUAAAGUUAAUUGGAAGCGGAUAUCCAAGUUGGAAAUUUUUCAUAUAUUACUUUUCAUUGCAGUAA